Raphanus sativus (radish) is the source of this 885-nucleotide messenger RNA. RefSeq lists its product as uncharacterized. The record is from RefSeq and is a predicted model, not a curated record. The coding region runs from base 1 to 885 and encodes 294 amino acids. NCBI's taxonomy places the organism in Eukaryota, Viridiplantae, Streptophyta, Magnoliopsida, Brassicales, Brassicaceae. The transcript has a single exon.
AUGAAGGAUGGGGCUGAUACGAAAUGGAUUUCGGGAGAUGGUGAAGGGAAAGAUGAAAUUCACACUAUUGUCUUGAAGAAACCAGUGGAGGAGGUCACAUACUCUGUUUUGGUUGAGCGUAUUUGCAGGAAGAUAAAGGUGGAUGAAUAUAAGAUGAUAGUGAAGAUUAGUUACUUUCCAAUGGUAAUGUAUUCGAAUAAGCCAUCAUAUAUCUGUGAUGAUGAAGAAGUUUUUGCUUAUCUAAUGCAAGUAAAUCAAGAGAAUUGUAGAAGUGUUCUACAUGUGGAGCUCAGCCAAACAGAUGAUCACACUGAUUUCUAUGGCGGUCUAUCGGAUAGAGAGACUACUGAAAGAGAAGCUACUGAUAGAGAGGUUACUGAUAGAGAUGUUACUGAUAGAGAGGCUAUUGAUACAGAAGCUAUUGAUACAGAGGCUACUGAUACAGAGGCGAUUGAUACAGAGGUUGUUGAUGAGGAUGGUACUGAGAUGGGUGCAACUGAUAAUGAGGGUACUGGUGGUAUGCUCACUUUAUACGAAAACACUGAGAUGCAUGAGAAUGUCACCGAAAGAGAAGCAGGACCAUCAGUUGAAGUCUCACAAGUUGUAUAUAAGGAGCGUGAUGAUGGUAUGGAUUUGGUUAUAGGUCAAGAAUUUAGAACCAAGGAGGAAGCGCAAACUCAUAUUCAGAAGGCUUCACAUCUGAAGUGUUUUGAGUAUGAGGUAAUUAAGUCGGAUAGUAAGAGAUAUGUGAUAAAAUGCCGAGGAGAAAAAGAAGGCUGCAAGUGGCGUGUGCGUGUUGCAAAGUUAACGAAUUCAGAUCGUUGGACUGUUAGAACUUACAUUAAGCAGCAUAGAUGUUCUGUUGUUACCACAAGAACACUGUGA